Micropterus salmoides (largemouth bass) is the source of this 11564-nucleotide messenger RNA. It is a transcript of the gene plce1, whose product is annotated as phospholipase C, epsilon 1. The transcript is spliced from 46 exons. Gene Ontology annotation, biological process: small GTPase-mediated signal transduction; phosphatidylinositol-mediated signaling; lipid metabolic process. Gene Ontology annotation, molecular function: guanyl-nucleotide exchange factor activity; phosphatidylinositol-4,5-bisphosphate phospholipase C activity. The coding region runs from base 629 to 7612 and encodes 2327 amino acids. The record is from RefSeq and is a predicted model, not a curated record. NCBI's taxonomy places the organism in Eukaryota, Metazoa, Chordata, Actinopteri, Centrarchiformes, Centrarchidae.
CCAGCGCGAGCUGCUGCAUCAACUGUCUCUCCGUGAGGUGUGUGGAGCGACUCAGUCAACGAAAACUUACCAGAACAUGUGCUGAAGCAGUGAGUAUGCGGACUUUCGAGGGAUGCUAACUGGAUUUGACAACUUUGGUCGAUGACAACAAGAUAGUGAUCGGGAAGCCUGACUCACCUGGAGCGUUAGAUGUACAACACCUUUUACAAGGCUUAUUGCCUACGGUAAUGGCCUACGAGUGGAUAUCUAUGCCGCUGAUACAUGUCAGGACCAGUCACAGCUAGCGCAUAUGGGCACACACAUGGGCUUGUAAGCUGUGACUGUGAUCCCUACUAUCAAGGACAUUCCUCAGUCCUCCAGGGUCACCUCCGUGGGCUUUCUAUCUGGCAGUUUGUACAGCUGCACAAGCUUCUGUUUCCACAACACGCACACACAAAACACACACAGAACACACUCUGUGUGGAAGCUGAAGUCAUUAUUUGCCCCAGCACAUGCCUAUGACCACGAUGGCACACUGAAAGUGAAGAAGAAGCUUGGGUCUGUUGUGUAGCAUGACCUGAAGUGGAUCUCUCUCAUCAUCUAACUGCAGCAAAACAAAGGAUAAAGCAGGCCGCUCCAGGGAGACUCAAUGGCCACUGAAGAAAAUCAGAAACAGGUUGAGGCUGUAGUUCUGGCUUCAUCUUCAUCCACUGAGCAUAGACCCAGCAGAGAAGCCAGGCGCUCAAAUGACAGCCGGGAAGUACGGCGAUACUCUGACCAGUUGUGGCAUUCAAAAGAAAGGAGCAGGCCUUCCCUCCUUUUAUAUAGGAAGCUGUCGUGUGACAGUGGGAAAGGGACAAUUUUGGACGAGGAAUAUGAGUGCUUGUAUUACAGCUCAGAACUCUUGAGCACUGAAGAGAAACUUUAUCCAGAGCUGUCGGCUGGCAGUAACAGAGUUACUCCAAUACCUGGGAAAAGUUCAGGGGGAUCUCCGUGCCAGCUGGACACCCUUGGAGAGGGUGUGGAUGCAGGCAGAAACAGAACUGGCAGCACCCGCUGCUCCUGCACCAUGGCUGGCAAUUGUGUGAGUCCAAACAUCUACUGUUGCCACAGCCCUAGAUCCAGUCCGAGCCCCAGCCCUGUUCAGAGUCCGAGCCUCAGCCCCAUCCCCUCUCUGCCCAAUCAGCGACACAUCCGCCGCAGCAGCCUGCCCGUGUCUGUGCGGGCUUUCCAUAAGACAUCAUCCUGCCUCUCAUCUCGCUGCAGUCCGUCCAGUGAACCAAGCUCUUUGGUGUCCUCUCCUUGUAGUUCCCCCUUGCCCAACCCUCGCCAGCAUCACCAAAAUGGACGCCUCCACCGGCACCAUCUCAAAGAUGGCUACUCGAGUUUAGAGAGGCUCAACCGAAGGCCCAGGGUCAACAAAUGCUCCCUGGAGAAACUAUUCCUGCUACGGGCAUCUCUCGACACCAUGACGACAACCGCGGGGAGCGUUAAGAGGUCAUCUUUAGGAGUGACCGGGAACUGCAGCGGGGGCAGCAGCAGUGAUGAAGAGGAUGGAGAGGGUCUCUUGGAUAACGCAGAGUUUGUUAGGAACCGUGGAGAACGUUCCACUGUCCUAGUGAGGCGCUUCUUCAGGAAUAAUCAAAAGGUGACCAAGUCAGUGUGUACUGGAACCAGAGCGAUUGUCAAGACACUGCCAUCAGGACGCAUCUCAGAGGAGGUCUGGGAGGUGGUUGCUUAUCGCAGAAUAUGGCAACCCAGCAAGAAGAAUAUCUGGCCAAUCUUAAUGCAGGUUGUGGGAGAAGAAGUCAGAGUCUGCAGGGGGAUACUACGUUUUGUUGGAGUUAAGCUACAUCAAGUUACCAACUAUGUGCUGGACGGAGAGGAACACAAUCUGAUACAUCCUGCCAAAAAGAUCCUUCUGUUUUUCCCUGGAUGUUUGUGUCUCAGGGAUUCUCGCUGGCUAUCAGACACUGUCAGUGUCAGCGUCAGCCCAGCCAGACCGAAUCUGAGGUGUUAUCAUUCUUCUCAUCCACAUAGGUUUUUUCGUGCAUGUGGCCAGAGGACGUCUGUGUGUUCCCUGCUGACCGGAGCCCUACUAGAGGCCACAGCCGCUCUCGGUGCCCGCUUGGCUCUACCUUACCCUUUGCCCCAGGGCCCCAACAGCCACGUUGUGCUGAAAGAGCGUCAGCUGGCCAACAGUAUGACCAGCAGCAGCUCUCUUCCUCCCAGUGUCAGUGGGAUCAGUAAGGAGUUGGCAGAGGUGCGCCACCUUGUUCAGUUCCCUGAGGAGAUCGCCUGUAUCCUCACCGAGCAGGAGCAGCAGCUCUACCAACGGGUCUUUCCCUUGGACUACCUCUGUUUCCUCACUCGAGACAUGGGCAUUCCAGAGUGUCAAACUAAACGCCACCCAAACCUCAAGGCCUCACUGUCAGUGCCCACCAUGCCUACCCAGAGUGCUCAGCGAAGUAAUGCUGUGGAGGACCUGGUGGCGCGCUUCAAUGAGGUGAGUUCGUGGGUGACGUGGCUGAUCCUGACAGCAGGGUCCAUGGAGGAGAAGAGAGAAGUUUUCUCCUAUCUGGUCCAUGUCGCUAAAUGCUGUUGGAACAUGGGAAACUACAAUGGUGUCAUGGAGUUCCUGGCUGGACUCAGGUCCCGCAAGGUGCUGAAGAUGUGGCAGUUCAUGGAUCAGUCGGACAUCGAGACCAUGAGGAGCCUAAAGGAUGCCAUGGCUCAGCACGAGUCUUCUUCUGAGUACAAGAAGGUUGUGACCAGAGCUCUCAAUAUCCCAGGAUGCAAGGUGGUGCCAUUCUGUGGGGUUUUUCUGAAGGAGCUGAGUGACGCGUUGGAUGGGACAGCAAGCAUCAUCAGCCUCAAACAUCAAUCUCCAGAUACUACAGAGGACUCAAUAGAGUUUGUGUCUGACUACAGCGGCCAGCACAACUUCAUGCCACGGUCUGGUCCAGAUGGUCUACACGUCCCAGAGAAAGAAGCAACUGUCAGCAACAUCCUCCAAAUUAUCAGAUCUUGUAAUCGUAGUUUGGAGGCAGACGAUCCUGACGAGGCGUCUACCAGUCCCUCUUCUGCUGGCCCAUACCUUGCGUCCAGAAACAACUCCUUCAGGGACCGCUGCCGCAAUCAAUUCAUGCUAGGCGACUUGUCAGAUUCAGAUGGCGACUUGUCGACUGAGCCGGUGGUGAAAGAGGUGGAGUUUCAGGGGACUGAGGAGACACACAGAGCUUUCAGCCAUGGCACUGAGCUCAUUCCCUGGUACGUGUUGUCGCUACAACCAGAUGUUCACCAGUUUCUGCUUCAGGGGGCCACAGUCAUUCACUACGACCAGGACAACCACCAGACAGCUCGCUGUCUGCUGCGACUACAACCUGACAACACAACACUCACCUGGGCUAAGCCUCAUAGUGGAGGCGCUUCCCCCACAGAGCCACCACUGGGAUUAGGACAGGCUGUAGUGGCAGGACUAGCAGAGGGCCUUUUGGACCUGGGAGUGGUGAAGGCAGUGUUCCUGGGUCAUCAGGGAGUGGACGUUCAUGCCGUGUGUUUGCAAAACAAGCUGAGCCAGAUGACGGUAGAGGAGAAUGGUCUCAGUCUUCUCUACGGUCUCAGUACCACUGACAACAGACUCCUGCACUUUGUGGCUCCCAACCACACGGCACAGAUGCUCCAUAAAGGCCUGUCAGAGUUGGUGAAUGCAACCAGAAAAUUAAAGAAAUUUCCUGACCAAAGGUUGCAGUGGCUGAGGAGGCAGUAUGUCAGUUUGUAUCAGGAGGAUGGCCGGUAUGAAGGCCCUACACUAGCCCAUGCCAUUGAGCUGUUUGGGGGCCGAAGGUGGAACAUGGGCACAGGUGGCGUGGAGAAACCUGCCGCCCAGAAAAACAGCCCUCUGAGCAUCAAUGAUAAGACCAAGAAGAAAAAGAAGGUCCUUGUCAGGGGAGACAGUGGAGAUGCCACGGAUGAUGAGAUGGUGUCCAGGAAAACACGGAGCUGUAAAGACGGACUGUAUCGAAACGGACCAGAGUCUGACAGCAUCGACCAAGAAGAUCCAGAGGACAGCUUCCCUGGACCAUUCUCCCUCUCAUCCAGUAAAAACCCUGGAUUGCUUGCCUCUUCUUCCUCCUCCUCCUCCUCUUCCUCCAGCAUGGUGGGGUCCAACCAGUCCCGUCCACAGUCCUCUCCAAUCCUCUCAGGAACUACCAAGCCGCAGCCAGGGGCUUGGAGCAGCAGGUCGUGGCACGGUCGAGGUAAAGGCUGUUUCAAAGGCUUCCAGAAUCUCAUGAUUUCUGACAGCACGAUGAGCUUCAUUGAGUUUGUUGAGCUCUUCAAGUCAUUCAGUAUCCGAAGCAGGAAGGACCUGAAGGAGCUGUUUGACACCUUUGCCGUCCCCUGCAGUCGAUCAAGUCCAGAGUCUGCACCUCUCUACACCAACCUCAGGAUAGAUGACAAAGACACGGGGCUACAGCCAGACCUCGACUUAUUAACCCGCAAUGGUUCUGAUCUUGGCCUGUUUAUCCGGACGAGGCAGCAGAUGUCUGACAACCAGAAGCAGAUCUCAGACGCUAUUGCAGCAGCCAGCAUUGUGACCAACGGGACAGGAGUUGAGAACGCAUCACUAGGCGUCUUGGGAUUGGCUAUCCCUCAGCUGAACGACUUCCUGGUGAACUGUCAGAGAGAGCACCUGACCUACGAUGAGAUUCUCAGCAUUAUACAGAGAUUUGAGCCUUCAUCAAGCAUGAGACAAAUGGGUUGGAUGUCAUUUGAAGGCUUUGCAAGGUUCCUGAUGGAUAAGGAGAACUUUGCCUCUCGUAUUGAGGAAUCCCAGAUAAACCCUGAGGAGCUGCAGUACCCUCUGUCUUACUACUACAUUGAGUCUUCUCAUAACACCUAUCUAACCGGACACCAGCUCAAAGGAGAGUCCUCUGUUGAGCUUUACAGUCAGGUGCUGCUGCAAGGCUGUAGGAGCGUCGAGUUGGACUGUUGGGAUGGAGAUGAUGGCAUGCCAGUUAUUUAUCAUGGACACACACUCACCACUAAGAUACCCUUUAAGGAUGUGGUGGAAGCAAUUAACAGGUCUGCAUUUGUCAAUUCGGACAUGCCCGUCAUCCUGUCUAUAGAGAACCACUGCUCCCUCCCUCAGCAACGCAAGAUGGCUGAAAUUUUCAAGACGGUGUUCGGGGAACGUCUAGUGACGCGUUUCCUCUUCGAAAGCGACUUCAGCGAUGACCCGCACCUGCCGUCACCGCUGCAGCUGCGAGGGAGGAUCCUCCUCAAGAACAAGAAGCUCAAAGCACACCAGGCGCCAGUGGACAUACUCAAACAGAAGGCCCACCAGCUGGCCCACAUGCAGGCCCAGGCUAGCAACGGGUCCCCAGGGGUUAUUUCGCCCGGCAACCACACCAAUGAGGAAGAGGAAGAGGAAGAAGACGAGUAUGACUAUGACUAUGAGUCUCUAUCAGAUGCUGAUGUCCUCACAGCCUCUACUGCCUCAUAUUGCCUGGAAGAUAACAUCCUGGAUGACAAGUCAGAGGGGAAGAGCUCAGCAGACAAAGACGAGCACCCUGUUGAUGAAAUACCGAAGAGGAUGAAGAAGUCUGAUAGCACUACACAGAGCAAAGGAAAGGUGUUUGACAUGGAGCUGGGCGAGGAGUUUUACCUUCCUCAGAACAAGAAGGAGAGUCGACAGAUUGCCCAGGAGCUGUCCGAUCUCAUCAUCUACUGCCAGGCUGUGAAAUUCCCUGGUCUUUCCACUCUGUCUCCAGCCAGCUCUAACAGAGGAAAGGAUCGGGGAAAGAGCAGGAAGUCCAUAUUUGGCACAGCUCCUGCUCGCUGCAACACAACAGGGGAGGUCACGACCCAAAGCCGCACCCCUGGGAAAGGUGGCGCCGAGCGACUGAGUUGGGAGGAGCAACAGACGUCUCCCAUCCUUAACCCCCCCACCUCUCUUAGUGCCAUCAUCCGCACGCCCAAGUGCUACCACAUCUCCUCUGUCAACGAGAACGCCGCCAAGCGCCUGUACCGGCGUUACUCUCAGAAGCUGAUCCAGCACACGGUGUGCCAGCUGCUCAGGACAUACCCAGCAGCCACCAGGAUCGACUCAACCAACCCGAACCCUCUGCUGUUCUGGCUGCACGGUAUCCAGCUGGUGGCACUUAACUAUCAGACUGAUGACCUGCCCAUGCAGUUGAACGCAGCUUUGUUUGAGGCCAACGGCGGCUGUGGCUACGUCCUGAAGCCAGCGGUGCUGUGGGACCGCAGCUGCCCGCUCUAUCAGCAGUUCUGUCCGAUGGAGAGGGAUGUGGACAAAAUGAGCCCCGCUGUCUACUCCCUCACUAUUGUCUCCGGUCAGAACGUUUGUCCUGGUAAUAGCGCUGGCAGCCCGUGCUUCGAGGUGGAUGUUCUGGGCAUGCCCAUCGACAGCUGCCACUUCCGCACCAAACCCAUCCACCGCAACACCCUCAACCCCAUGUGGAGCGAGCACUUUCAGUUCACUGUGCACUUUGAAGAAAUGUGCUUCCUGCGCUUUGCCGUCGUAGAGAACAACAGUUCCCAGACUACCGCGCAGAGGACUAUGCCUCUGAAAGCCCUCAAGCCAGGUUACAGACACAUCCAGUUGAGGACACAACAUAAUGAACCUCUUGAAGUGUCGAGCUUGUUUAUCUACAGUCGCAGAACAGAGGAAGGUCCCACAGGGGGAGCUACUCGCUCAUCACUGCUGUUCAGUUCGGAGGAAAAACGUGCGUCGCAGCAACACAGGAUUACAGUGUACGGAGCUCCCGGUCCUGAGCCCUUCACUGUGUUCUGUGUCACAGAACAGACGACCGCCAAACAGCUGCUGGACAUGGUCGUAGCACCUGCAGGAAAUCCGUCGGAGUACUUCCUUUGCGAAGAAAAGGUUCCUCUGUUGAAGGAGCGCAGUGAGGUGAAGCGCUGCGCUCAGCAUCGUCCUCUCGCGCCGGAGGAGGAGGUGGUCAGACUGGUCUCCAGCUGGAACACUGAGGAGGGAUAUGUGGGGAGGAUCUGCCUUAAAACCAGAGAGGAGAACUUAAAUGAGAGGAACACGGUGCUGGAGGGAGAGGAGGAGGUGACUGUCGGAGGUAGAGAAGUAACAGCAGCAGGAGGUGGGGGAGGAGGAGAGGACGAUAUGUUCUUCGUCCAGGUCCAUGAAGUUUCACCAGAGCAGCCUCACACUGUGAUCAAGGCCCCACGCUACAGCACUGCUCAGGACAUCAUACAGCAGACUUUGUCAAAGGCCAAGUAUUCCUACAGUAUCUUAUGUAACCCCAAUCCAAGUGACUAUGUCCUGAUGGAGGAAGUGACCAAGGAGGCCGGCUCUAAGAAGUCCUCCACCGCCAAGCCCCUGCAGCGGGUGCUGCUGGAUCACGAGUGCGUCUAUCAAGCUCAGAGCCGCUGGCGGGGCGCUGGGAAGUUCAUUCUUAAACUCAAAGAGCAGGUGGUGCGGGAAGACAAAAAGACUAAAGUCAUUUCCUUCACCAGCGAGCUGAAGAAGCUGACGAGUCGCAGCCGCAGCAUGACGACUGGCGGUGGAGUGGACGCUCCCGCUCAGAGUAAGGAUGAUAGAGCUGCAUGCUGUGUGGCUCUGACAGAGCUCCAGGAGUGAGGCUCACACUGCUGUCUGUGCAUGGAAGGGCAACAGAGGGUAUCUGUCUGCAGCUGUAGGUCUGAAGGCGUGGGUGGCGGAGGGCAGGGUGGGGGCAGGAAGGUUCUUACAGGCCUCCUCUUCCUCCUCUAGGGCGCAACUUCAACCUGUCUACCUGCCCACCUCCUCUCUGACCCCCCCAGCCUGGACGCUUCACCUCCUCAGGAACUGGAAGAUCCACAAAUGAAGUCCACAGAGAGAGAGGACUUGGGUCGACUACUUCUAAACCUGUAGGAUUCUCCUAGAAGGGCGAAGGGUUUCAGCGAGGGUCCUGCACACCAUGGAAUUCUACGAUAUGCUCCUCUAAGUCCUGAAGGAGUCUGAUGCUUGUGUUAGUUGAACAAGUAGAGGACAGGAUUCAGUCCAAGCCCCAUUUAUGGGUUAGGUGACCGAUGUUCAGCCCCUUUGCUUGGUUGAAUGAUGGACAGGAGUUUCAUCCAGAUGUUUUGAUUGGAAAUCCCACCCGGUGUGGGCGGGUAGCACUGGCUCUACUUGGUUUAUUGUUUGUAGUUUUGCUCCACAGGGAGUCAAGAGCACCAGAGGCAGCUGUUGUAAUUGAAGUCAUCAGGAAUGUGAUCAGGGACACAAAAAGCAUAUUCUCUUCCCAAUAUAUAGGAGGAAUUUAUGAGACUAAAAGGAACACUUCCCUGAGUAGGAAGCUUUUAGAUGUGCCAGUUUUUUUUAUCUCCCAAAAUAUAGAUAAAAUAAAAAAGUAGGAGUGCUUCAAAAUGGCCUCUGGAUUGAAUGAGAUUAGUCAACCACAAUUCUUUUAAGAAGAAAUUCAGAUAUAGUCCUGCUGUAGAUUUGAUGUUCUAUGUGCUAACAUAGGCUAAGAUUUGCUAUUGGAUGACUAUAUCAUGUAUUUGGUUCAGAGUAAGUUUCUAAACAACUCCCCUUUUUCUGGUAUCACACAGCAGACAUAGGGAGGUCUGCUUGGCAAAAUGGAAGGAGAGAUGUAGGAGAGGACGAGGGCUGAAACAGUAAUUCUUCUCUCUUUCUCAGGUAUGGGCACUUUUGGCAGAGGGCAUUGUGAAGGAGGCUGACAAGCUGGCUUGUUUGGUUCUUUUCUUACUGUUCCACUUUCACCAGUACUGUAAGGGCACACGUUGGGCAGUGCAGACGGGCAAAAAGACAACACAGUGAGACAGUCUAUUCAGAUAUUCUGUAAUGUUAGCAACAACAGUUUAGGCGAUCUCUUGCAUGCUGCUGUCUUUGCCAUAAAGGUGAUAAUACAGGAGCGGCAUUUUAAGGCAAUAUAAAUUUGAACUUCUAUGUUGCCUUGAAAUGUUGUAACACUGCCUUUAACUUUUGGUAAUUUUCAGGAUCAUCAGUGGCUGGUUUCACAAAGUAUGUUUGUCUUUAUUGUCCACUAAUAAUUACGUCAACAAGCAUCUUAACUUGCCAGUCAAAUUAAUACAUUUUUACAAAAUACAUACCUAUAGUUACACAAGGGCUGGGUUUGAAAUGUUUUGAUAGUCAUGUAAAUUCAGUGGCUCACUGUGAGUAAUUUGAACAUGUCUUUUUCUAUAAAACUCUGUUCGUUUAAGAAAAGAGUCGAAACAUCUCAAAAGUUAAACGUUACCUAAACACAAGUGGCUGAUCUUUACUAAAGUAAAAUAAAUAUGAUUUGAAACCAAAAUGAUCUCAUCAAAGAAAAAGAGCACAAAUUUGAGCAGACAUUUGAUUCCAGGUUUCGGUCCUUGGCAGUUGAAAGUAUUGAGGUUUAGGACUCAGCCCUAAUGCUAAUAGUGCUAACAAGACAUUUUGGCUAAAUUGAAAAAUGUAAACACUUGUGAGAAGGACUUUUAUGAGGAAAAAUAGCUAAAACAAAACAUAUUUCCUCCUUUAUUUGAGCAGAAUGAUGAUGAAUUCAGCACUAAGACCCUUUGGAGAAACACAGCCAUGUCUUCUUCAAACAGCAUUUUGCACAUUUGUUUUUAACUUCUGCUGUCAUCAGAGUUUUUGUGUUGACAGACAGACUUUAUUGUUAUGAGAUGGUUGAAAAUGACUUUUUUUAAAAUUGUUAUGAUCAUCAUAUUUAUUACUUUGAAUUUCAGCCCAGUUGCAAAUUUAUUUUGGAGCAAAGCACAAGAUAAAAGUUUGGAUUGUCUUUGUCAAACUGAAAUGGCCUUGUAGUCUGAGCCCCAAUUUGAAAUUCCCCACACUAAAAUAUCAACUGAAUGAAUUGCAUUUAACUUACAUUUAUUGGCCUACAUUUACUGUCCUUGAUUUUGAAUGCAGGAUCUUUAUAGAUAGUAUUGAUUGUAGACUUUUCUUUAUAACUAAAUGCUCAUUUCAGUUUUGUGUUUUUUUCAGAAUUGACUAAAACUUCAUUUAUUUGGGGCCACUUUUCCCCUUUUUUUCUGUUUUGAUGUGUAACAUUUCCAUAUGUUUUAAAGUGUAUUUUGUCUCUUUAGAACAUAGUUUUGUUUUAUUAGGCAUUUCACUUGUUAAUACGUAGAUCUUCCCUCUAGUGUAGUCACACUGAUCUCACUGAGAGUUUAAAAUCUACAGUAAAUGCCAGCUGGUCUUGAUUUGUGACAUGAAAAGAAACUUACACAAAAUGUGUAUUUAGGCUUACCAAACUCUGUAGAGACAAACUUUAUUUCCUGAAUCAAAUUUAAAGAAAAGUGUUCUGAACCCACUAUAAUUAAGAAUAAAUAUAACACUUAAACAAUAUAAAACUUGUAAUUGGCAGACUGAAAUUUGGCAUCAGAAGCUUUCUAAAACCUGCAAACUUCAUGUUAAGACACCAAGUAUAAUGUUGUUUAAAAUGUUUGAAUAUAUUUUAUAGGCAAAUGUAGCCACACCCCACAAAAAGAUUGGACUGUUUGUCUUCUUACUUUAAUUUGUCUUUUUAGUAAAAGUUUGCGCAGUGCCAAGUAACGAUGUUUGAAUUUUAGUGCAAUAGUCACUUUUGGUUAGUCAAUUAGUCAAAACUGAUCAUUCACAGGCAGAGAUGGUAUGGCAGUAGGACGAUCCUUUAUGGUAAUGAAGGUAGAUCCGGAAGAAACCACGACUGUCUGUCAAGGAUAAGAGUUAAGCUGAUAUAGUAGUCGCUGUAAUCCUUCUAUCCACUCUGCAUUUUGGUUUAAGAAGUGAAACAUGUUUAUGCAAGGAGAUCAUAUUUCAUAAACUGGUGAUUACUUACAAAGACAAUGCUGGAUAAAAGUGAUGCCAGCUGAUAUGAAAUCCACACUGACUUUAAACAGAAAGGGACGUUUUCUGUUAAGUUGUAAAUGUAUAAUCUGCGGGAGCUUCGUCACAUCCUAACACCGUUCAGACAGAGCUGUGUGUUCUUUGUUUUCCUUCUUUCUAACCUGUAGACCUCAUUUCUGAAUGUAAUAUUUCUUAACGUGAGACAAAUGUGUGUUUGGAUGUUAUUUAUUUUAAUGUGAAGCCCUGGUUGGCAAUUAUCUGUCGUCGUUUAUGUAUAAUUUCCUGUAAGUAGUUUUAAGUGUUUUAUUUUUAUUUAUUUCAAUAUGUAAGAGGAGAAACUCUCUUCUGGCCUAACUUUGCUCAAACUUAUUUAGAUAGGUAAAAAAAAAUGUUUGACUUCAUGUGUAAAAUGCUCAGCGUUGUAUUCAUAUUUCUGGCAUGUUAUUCUGCAGUACACAGUCUUAUGUGAGUUUUCAUAAAUUGGACAAAUGCUGACAGUUCUUUGUCAAAUCUUUUUUUGGGUAUAUUCAUUAUAUCCACUGAGUAUGAAAUAUGUGUUUGCUGACUGUGGGCUAAUGUUUCAUCUUCAGCACUCUGUUGUUUCCAUAAGAUGUGCAGUAUAUACCCUUUAACAUCCACUAUCCGUGUUAUGAUGUGGCUGUCAAGUGAACAUUUGUCUAUUUACUUGAAUUUUUAAAUGGAUGAGAUUUGUCAUAUACUAGGAUCACAAUAAAAAUACAAAUACUUAACAGUG